This is a messenger RNA of Hansenula ciferrii, 2460 nucleotides long. RefSeq names its product Vps53p (gene VPS53). Bases 1 to 2460 code for a protein of 819 amino acids. Gene Ontology annotation, cellular component: GARP complex. Gene Ontology annotation, biological process: retrograde transport, endosome to Golgi. The transcript has a single exon. The record is from RefSeq and is a predicted model, not a curated record. Lineage: Eukaryota; Fungi; Ascomycota; Saccharomycetes; Phaffomycetales; Wickerhamomycetaceae.
AUGACUACGCUCGAGGGAAUUAACUCAGUUGACUAUGAUCCACUGAAGGAUCUCCAGGAAUUGCUUCCAGAUCCUUCCACUUUGGAGAAUUUAAAAGGUUUCAUGAAUUACACCAAUUCUUAUAAAUUACAAGUGGAUGCUGAUAUACAGAGACAUCAUGAUGAAUUUGAAGAGUAUUUGGAAAGUGAUGAUCGUUUUGAUGCUACAGAAGCCCAUGGUGAAUUGGAUAAGAUCAUUGAUGAAAUUAAUGAGAAUAAGAAAUUAGGUGUCAAUACUCAAAAUGUUAUAACGGACAUGACUUCUGGUAUUAAGAAAUUAGAUGAUGCUAAAAAGAAUUUGGUGCUGAGUAUGACUGUACUUAAGAGAUUACAAAUGUUAUUAACUGCAUAUGAACAAUUGGAGGAAUUUGCAACAAGGAAAAGAUAUACUGAAUCUGUACAAUUAUUAAGUGCAGUGGGGGAAUUGGUUGAUCAUUUCAAAUCUUACAAAAGUAUAGAUAGUAUAGCUGAUUUAACGAGGAAAGUUUCUAAAUUGAAAAUUCAAAUAACUGAUCAAAUUUUCCAAGAUUUUGAAAAUACUUUAAAUGAAAAAGAUAAUAGUAUCAAAACAUCAGAAUUGAAAAGUUCAUGUGAAAUGCUUGAUUUAAUUGGUAAUGAUCAUCAUAAUAGAUUAAUUAAUUGGUUUUGUAAUCAACAAUUGAAAGAAAUUAAAUCAAUCUUUAUAAGUUCAGAUGAGGCAGGCUCCUUAGAAAAUAUAUCAAGAAGGUUUUUAUUUUUUAAAAAGUUAUUAAAAAUUUAUGAACAAAAUUAUCAAUUAUUCUUCCCUGAUUCUUGGAAAGUUGAAGAACAAUUAACUUUAAGAUUUUGUGAACAUACCAAAGAUAGUAUUAAACAAGUUUUAGCCACAUCGGGGAAAGACACAAAUGUCGAUUUAAUGUUAAGCUCUUUACAAGAAACUUUAGAAUUUGAAAAAUUCUUGAAUGCUAAAUUCAAAUAUAGAGAUACUGAGGAAAUAUUAGCAUCAUCAACUGAUAAUUUCAAUGACAAGGACGAUUCGCCAUUAAAGCCGAAAUUCAGUCAAUCAAUAUCAUCUGCAUUUGAACCAUUCUUGGGUAUUUGGGUUGAUCAUCAAAAUACAUUCUUAAAUAAUAAAUUUUUGGAAUUUUUAUCAUCACCAAAAUUACCACCAAAAGAUGACCAAGAUAAUAAUGAUCAUUCGGCAAAUGUUAUACCAUCAUCUGCUGAUUUAUUUAGAGCUUAUCGUCAUUUAUUAACUCAAUGUUCAACAUUAUCCACUGGGGCUCCAUUACGUGAUUUAUCAAAAUUAUUUUCAAAAUGGUCUUUAGAAUAUUCAAACAAAAUUAUGAAACCUGUGUUACCUAAUGUUGCUACUAAUGAUGAAUCAAUUCAAUAUAUCACAUUAGUGUUAAACACUGCAGAUUAUUGUUCUACUACAAUAAGUCAAUUAGAAGAACGUUUAAUUUUAAUAAUUGAUGAACCUUUUAAAUCAAGUAUAAAUUUUGAUCAAGUUAAAGAUUCAUUUAUAAAAUUAAUUAAUAGUUCAAUUAAUUUACUACUGAACAAAAUUGAAAUAGAAUCUGAAUUUUCUUGGAGAGAAAUGGCAAAUACAAAUUGGUCUCAUAUGGAAGAUGUUGGUGAUCAAAGUCGUUAUAUCACAAGUUUAAAAGAUGUUUUAGUUUCAAAUGGGAAAUUAAUCUUACCUGCUAUGGUUAGAGAUAUUUAUGUUCGGAACUUGUGUGAUAAGAUUGUGGAAUUAACAAUAAAUCAAUUUUUAACAAGUAUAAUUAAAACUAAACCAAUUCCAGUUAUUGCAGCUGAACAAAUGCUUUUAGAUCUUUCUGUAUUGAAAGAAACGUUCUUGAAAUUACCAAAAUUAUCAAAUGAUUCACCUGAUUAUAAAAUCCCUGUGCAAUAUCAAAAACAUGUUGACAAGAUGGUUAAUAGAUUAGAAAUUAUAUUAAAAGUCUUGUUAACUCAAGAAGCACCACAAGAAGGUUUAGUUUCAAAUUAUUUUUUCUUAAUUGGUGAUAAAUCCAUAACAAAUUUUAUCAAAAUAUUACAAUUAAAAGGUAUCAAUGAUAAAAAUCGUCAAUUAAAAUUUAUUGAUUUAUUCAAGAUACAUAUAAAAGCACAUGAUAAUUUAAUUGAAAAUUCACCAAUAUUAUCUAAAAUCUUGAUAAAUGAAUCAGAUCAUUCCAAUGGUCAAACAAUUCCAUCUUCGUCGGGUAUUUUAUCAUCUUAUAGUCAAAAAAUAACAUCCCCUGAUAUUCCAUCAACACCAAAAUUUGAUAAUUUAUUUGGUAAAAGACCUGAUAUAAAUUUAGAAAAGGGUUUAAAAGAAUUAGCAUUAAAUGGUGAAGCUGGGGUUAGUAAAUUUAAUGAAAACUUUCAAAAAUUUGGUAGAUUUUUCAGAAAAGAUAAUAAUGGUAAUAAUGAAUAA